AUUGUUUAGAAUCUCUGGAACACUUGGAUAAUGUGACAAUUGCAAUGCAGUGAUGUCGGCUCUCUGUCCGCCACCGUCACCAGCUGUUGCCAAGACAGAGAUUGCUUUAAAUGGUGAAUCACCUUUAUUAGCAGCCACCUUUGCUUACUGGGACAAUAUCCUGGGCCCUAGAGUAAGGCACAUUUGGGCUCCAAAGACAGAGCAGGGCCUUCUCAGCGAUGGAGAAAUCACUUUUCUUGCUAACCACACCCUAAAUGGGGAAAUCCUUCGAAACGCAGAGAGUGGAGCUAUAGAUGUAAAAUUCUUUGUCUUGUCUGAAAAAGGAGUGAUAAUUGUUUCUUUAAUCUUCGAUGGAAACUGGAAUGGGGACAGGAGUACCUAUGGACUAUCAAUUAUCCUUCCACAGACAGAACUGAGUUUCUAUCUCCCACUUCACAGAGUGUGUGUGGACAGGUUGACACACAUCAUUCGUAAAGGGAGAAUAUGGAUGCAUAAGGAAAGGCAAGAAAAUGUUCAGAAGAUUGUCUUAGAAGGCACAGAAAGAAUGGAAGAUCAGGGUCAGAGUAUUAUCCCAAUGCUUACUGGGGAAGUAAUUCCUGUAAUGGAACUCCUUUCAUCUAUGAAAUCACACUGUGUUUCUGCAGAAAUAGAUAUAGCUGAUACAGUGCUCAAUGAUGAUGAUAUCGGUGACAGUUGUCAUGAAGGCUUCCUUCUCAAUGCUAUCAGCUCACACCUGCAAACAUGUGGCUGCUCCGUCGUCGUAGGUAGUAGUGCUGAGAAAGUAAAUAAGAUAGUACGGACAUUGUGCCUGUUUCUGACUCCAGCAGAAAGAAAAUGCUCCAGAUUGUGUGACGCCGAGUCAUCGUUUAAGUAUGAGUCAGGGCUGUUUGUUCAAGGCCUGCUAAAGGAUUCAACUGGAAGUUUUGUGCUACCUUUCCGACAAGUCAUGUACGCCCCAUACCCCACCACACACAUAGACGUGGACGUCAAUGCUGUCAAGCAGAUGCCACCGUGUCAUGAGCAUAUUUAUAAUCAGCGUAGAUACAUGAGAUCGGAACUGACAGCAUUUUGGAGAGCCACGUCAGAGGAAGACAUGGCUCAGGAUACCAUCAUCUACACAGACGAAAGCUUCACCCCUGAUUUGAAUAUUUUUCAAGAUGUUUUACACAGAGACACUUUAGUACGAGCCUUCCUAGACCAGGUCUUUCAUUUGAAACCUGGUUUAUCACUCAGGAGUACUUUCCUCGCGCAGUUCCUGCUCGUCCUUCACAGAAAAGCCUUGACGUUAAUCAAGUAUAUAGAAGAUGAUACGCAGAAAGGAAAAAAGCCCUUUAAAUCUCUUCGGAACCUGAAGAUAGACCUUGAUUUAACAGCAGAGGGCGAUCUUAACAUAAUAAUGGCUCUUGCUGAAAAAAUUAAACCAGGCCUCCACUCGUUUAUCUUUGGGAGACCUUUCUACACUAGUGUACAAGAACGGGAUGUUCUAAUGACUUUUUAAAUGUGCAGCUUGUUAAUUCUGUUUCAUCCCAACCGUGAUUGCUGUUGAAAAUAGCUCAGGGGUGUGGGAAACAUUUCCUCUGCUCAUGCCCUCAGAGCCCCACUCAGCCGUGGUUCACCGGUAUUUACACUACAGUUGCCACAAGCAAUCUCUAAGGGAAUGCCAGCCGCCUCCCAAGGAUGGAUGCCUUGCUUCUUGGGUGAACUGUCUUGGGAAAUAGACUUCAUGUUUACAAUUAUAAAAAUGAUUGUUGUCUUUUAAAGAUGUAAUAGAAUAUAAACUUGACCACAACUACUGUUCUUUUGAAUCGUAUCAUUCAUGGUUUACAUGUAUCAAGGUGAAAUCUGAGUUAGCUUUAACUAGAUAAAAUAAUGCCAGUUGCUGUUCCAUCUUUUAGUGUUCCUUGGGGUAUGAUUUUGCUGUAAGACUUUUACAAUCAACUGAAAAGUAGUGCAUCUGAAUCAUCUACUGUUCUACCGAAAGGUAGUUGGUUUGAACUUAGGUUAAGCUUUGGAAAGAAAAUGUCGGUCAAGCAGCCAUAUAAUUGAAGGGCGUCCUUUGACCCUAUAUUGUAGCCUUGGUCCUUAGGAUUCAGCCUGUCUAGGAAUGUCCCACCGUGUGUAUAGCCCUUGAUGGUGCACCACAGUCUGCUGAUUUUGUUUGCGUGGAUUUUAUUUGUUUUGUUGCUGUGAUUGUUACUUUUCCUGUAGAGUUGUGCUCUGUCAAAGAAAAUAUAGGGAAGUAAAUUUUAUGUUUCAAUAGUUGUUGCCACUUUCUAAGUUCAUUUUUAUUAGUUUUGAGCCAAACUGAACUGUGCACCUCCUGUGCCUUUUUUCCUUCGUAAAUUUUGAAUUACUUGGCAGAAGCUUAGAUUUCACUGGUCAGUCGUGUUCAUCUUGUUUUCCUCGUGCGCAUUCUUACCUUGUACCCUAUUUGGCAAUCAUGGUAACUGAGAUUGUAAAAGGCAACUAACUAGGAAGAACUUUUCUCAGCAACAGAGAGUAUUUCCUUAUCUUCUUUCUUCUGUUCCUGCCCAUGUGUUUUCACUGUUGCCUGCAUCAGGUGAGGAUCAGCAGGAGGAACUUGACUAAAGUGCUGCUCUACCAGGUGCUACUUGGGCUGAACUAAGUGGUGUGUUUCUUUUAGUCCCUAGUGUGCGUGGGCCGUUUGGGUGACUGUAAAAUAACAGAUUCACAUCUCUGUGCACAGAGUUGACAUUGUGUUCAUAAACACAGUGAAAUAUUUUUCUUUAAAACUGGAAACAAAGCAAAAGGGAAACAAAUAUAUCUCUUUAGAAAAGGAUAAAAGUGAUAUGGCCCUCACGCCCACAUUUAUUACAUUUAUCCAAAAAGAACACAUUCUAGUCUAAAAGGACAUAAUGGCCUUUCAUAUCACAAAUAAGAAAGGAGGAGAUAAAGCUCACUUAUUAGACACACACUGAACUAAAUGACUAUCAUUGGCUCCAAGUCAUGAAAAAUUUGAUAAUGCACCUUGUAAAGUCCCAUAGUUUACUCAGUGCUUUUUACAAAAUAGAUUCUUAUUUAAAUGCUGACUGAAUAUUUUAUUUGGCUGGUUUUAUUUUACUAUUAUACUGAGUGCAAAUUGUACAGUGAAAUAAGUUAUUAAAGCAUGUGUAAACAUUGUUAUGUAUCUGUUCUCCUAGAUGGAGAAUUUCGAAUAAAAUGUCUUAGAAACUC
Molecule: messenger RNA, 3195 nt
Organism: Echinops telfairi (small Madagascar hedgehog)
Lineage: Eukaryota; Metazoa; Chordata; Mammalia; Afrosoricida; Tenrecidae
Gene: C9orf72
Product: C9orf72-SMCR8 complex subunit
Exons: 10
Coding region: 53-1498 (481 amino acids)
Biological process (GO): autophagy; endocytosis
Cellular component (GO): autophagosome; endosome
Molecular function (GO): guanyl-nucleotide exchange factor activity
Source: RefSeq, a predicted model, not a curated record